CCAGCUACUAAUUCACUUAGAAAGUUUGAAACACCAUGAAGUCCACCUACACUUUGUCCCUUUUGGCUUUAUGCCUAACUUUAUACUUAACCUUCACCAAUGCCGCAAAUUUCAACAUUAUAAACCAAUGUACCUACACAGUUUGGGCAGCUGCUUCCCCAGGCGGUGGCAGGCGGCUCGACCGAGGCCAAUCAUGGUCCCUAGACGUGGCUCCUGGCACCACCCAAGCUCGCAUUUGGGGCCGAACCAAUUGCAACUUUGAUGCCAAUGGCCAAGGCCACUGUCAAACAGGUGACUGCAACGGGCGCCUCGAAUGCCAAGGCUAUGGAAGUCCACCGAAUACGCUAGCUGAGUUCGCUCUAAACCAGCCUAACAACUUAGACUACAUCGACAUUUCCAACGUUGAUGGAUUCAACAUCCCAUUGGAGUUCAGCUCCGUUACUUCUUGCCGUGACAUCCGAUGUUCAGCGCCUAUUGUUGAUCAAUGCCCAGCUCAGCUAAGAACUCCAGGUGGAUGCAACAAUCCCUGCACUGUUUUUCACACAAAUGAGUAUUGUUGCACCAAUGGCCCAGGAAGCUGUGCCCCUACCGACUUAUCCAGGUUCUUCAAGGACAGGUGCCCUGAUGCUUAUAGCUAUCCUCAAGAUGAUCGCACAAGCUUGUUUACUUGCCCAAGUGGUACAAAUUAUAGGGUUGUCUUCUCUGCAAAUUUCAACAUUAUAAACCAAUGUACCUACACAGUUUGGGCAGCUGCUUCCCCAGGGGGUGGCAGGCGGCUCGACCGAGGCCAAUCGUGGUCCCUAGAUGUGGCUCCUGGCACCACCAACGCUCGCAUUUGGGGCCGAACAAAUUGCAACUUUGAUGCCAAUGGCCAAGGCCAGUGUCAGACAGGUGAUUGCAACGGGCGCCUCGAAUGCCAAGGCUAUGGAAAGCCUCCGAAUACGCUAGCUGAAUUCGUCCUAAACCAGCCUAACAACUUAGACUACUUCGACAUUUCCCUCCUUUAUGGAUUCAACAUCCCAUUGGAGUUCAGCUCCGUUACUCCUUGCCAUGAUAUCAGAUGUUCAGCGCCUAUUGUUGAUCAAUGCCCAACUCAGCUAAGAACUCCUGGUGGAUGCAACAAUCCCUGCACUGUUUUCAACACAACUGAGUACUGUUGCACCGGUGGCACUAGCUGUGGCCCGACCUUCUUCUCCACGUUCUGCAAGGUCAGGUGCCCUGAUGCUUAUUGCGAUCCUCGAGAUGAUCCUACAAGCUUGUUUACUUGCCCAAGUGGUACAAAUUAUAGGGUCGUUUUCUGCCCUUAAAGAAAUCCAGAUGUCAUAACGUUCUUGUGACAGCUGAUAUGCUCCAAGAACUUCACUAGAAAAGUAGAUCAUGAAGAAAUAAACGCAUAUGUGAUCCUUCUUGUGAUGAUCCACAGUAAUUGCAA
Molecule: messenger RNA, 1432 nt
Organism: Coffea arabica (coffee)
Lineage: Eukaryota; Viridiplantae; Streptophyta; Magnoliopsida; Gentianales; Rubiaceae
Product: thaumatin-like protein
Source: RefSeq, a predicted model, not a curated record